CCAAAACACAAGUUUGCAACUAGUGUUUGUGCAUCCAAAGAAGAAAAGUUGCAGUUGACUCUAGACGUCGAAAGGCUGAUCUGAACUUGACACGAUCAGAAGAAUCUUUACCUUGUCCGAAAGCUGCUUCAAAUUGUUUCAUCUCUAUACGAAUCCUGAGACUUACAAAUCUUCUCUUGUUUGCUCUUCUUUUGUUUCUUACGUCUGAACAAGAAAAUUUGGAACUUUAGGAUUUGAUUGAUAUAAGAGAUCCUAAGAUGGCAAAUGAUGCGGCUGCAUGGGCAGAAAGGGCUACAGAUAAUAUGUAUAACGGUCCAGACUGGGAUAGUAAUAUUGAACUCUGUGAUAUUAUCAACAUGGAUCCUAGCCAAGCAAAUGAAGCAGUGAAUGUGCUCAAGAAGAAGUUAGGAAGCGAAAACCCUAAAGUCCAGAUUCUUUCACUUCAUGCAUUGGAGUCUUUAAGUAAGAACUGUGGCGAGAACGUGUACCAGCUCAUCGUUGACUGUACUAUUUUGAUUGACAUGGUCGAAAUAGUGAAGGAAGAGCCUGACCUAAACGUAAAGGAGAAGAUACUAAGUUUGCUAGACAUAUGGCAAGAAGCUUUUGGUGGACGUGAUGGUCAAUACCCACAAUACUACACUGCGUAUAGUGAACUAAAGUCUGCUGGAAUUGAGUUUCCACCUCGAAGCGAAAGUAGUCCACAGUUGUUUACUCCACCUCAGACUCAACACGUUGCAUCAGAUGAAGAUGCUGCUAUUCAGGCGGUGCUGCUAGGAGAUGAUGUUUCUAGCCUCAGCGUGGAAGAGAUUCUAAGUGCUGAGGGAUUAGUUGAUGUUUUGAUGGACAUGCUUGGAGCACUUGAUCCCGGUAAUGCCGAGGCUUCGAAAGAAGGACUCGUAGUUGACUUAGUGGAGGAGUGUCGUACUUAUCAAAGACGUGUAAUGACUCUUGUGAACACUACAGCAGACGAGGAAAUACUGUGCCAGGGAUUAGCGUUGAACGAUAACUUGCAGCUUGUUCUUCAGCAUUACUGUGAUAUGGGCUCUGUUCCUUCAAAUGGAAGCAGCAUGACAACAACUCCUCCAUCUCAGCUAGUCAACAACAAUCAUGAUGAUGACAGUGACGAACCAGAUGAUGAUUUUGUUAAGCUAUCUCACAGGUCUAACAGAGAGUUGACCUCGAUGCUUCCUCCUCCACCACCACCUACAAUGAGACCAGUGCAUGAUACUGAUUCAAGUAUGGUGGAUGAUGUCUAUAAGCCUCAAGGCUCCUCACAAGGAGUAAAUCCUCCUCCUCAUGCUGCUUCGUCUUCUGCUUUGGAUUGAAGUAUUGUGUCUUUAAUUUGUAAUCCUUUAUAUACCUCAUUUUCACUUUUUCACUUCUUCAUAUACAAGUUCUUAUUUUGAG
Molecule: messenger RNA, 1407 nt
Organism: Raphanus sativus (radish)
Lineage: Eukaryota; Viridiplantae; Streptophyta; Magnoliopsida; Brassicales; Brassicaceae
Product: TOM1-like protein 4
Exons: 10
Coding region: 258-1325 (355 amino acids)
Biological process (GO): protein transport to vacuole involved in ubiquitin-dependent protein catabolic process via the multivesicular body sorting pathway
Molecular function (GO): phosphatidylinositol binding; ubiquitin binding
Source: RefSeq, a predicted model, not a curated record